GGCCUGCGCCUGCGCCUGCGUCGUCAAGCAGUCAGUGUGUGCUUCAACCAUAGGCUUCAACUCGAUUAAUAUUUCCUAUUUGUUCCAGGUCCGUCCAAAUGAUUUCCAAAUAAAAAUGAACAUGCAUGUAUUGGAUAAGACUUCGAUGGUCUUAUGCUUUUGUAAGCACUGAAGAGAUGUUUCAAUGAGCCUGCGAAAAGUUACUGAAGAGAUGAAGCGAAGACUACUGCUGGUGUCGAAUUCAACACUGCACGGGGGUGGAUACCUGGAACACUGUCAGCAACAGAUUAAAGACUUUUUUGGAAAGGAUGUGAAGCGGGUCCUGUUCGUGCCCUAUGCACUGCAUGACAGAGACGCAUACGUCAAGACAGCAAGGGAUAAGUUCAGGAGUCUAGGCUAUGAGGUGGACAGCAUCCAUGAGGCCUCAGACCCUGUGGAGGCAGUCUGUAAGGCGGAGAGCAUCUUCAUAGGUGGUGGCAACACAUUCCGUCUGCUGAAGUGUCUCUACGACAACCAGGUGGUGACUGAGAUCAGGAAGCGGGUGCUUGAGGACGGAAUCCCUUACAUGGGCUCGAGCGCCGGCACCAACGUGUCCACCAUCAGCAUCAACACCACCAACGACAUGCCCAUCGUCUACCCGCCCACCUUCUCUGCCAUCGGCCUGGUGCCAUUCAACAUCAACCCCCACUACCUGGACACCGACCCCACCAGCAGGCACAUGGGGGAGACCAGAGAGCAGAGGAUCACUCAGUACCUUGAGGAACCUGACACCCCCUGUGUGCUGGCUCUAAGAGAAGGCUGCAUGCUACUAGUGGAAGGACACAAAGCUACUCUACUGGGAAGCACCAAGGCCCGCCUCUUUAUCAGGGAGAAGCCCACAGUGGAGUAUGAAACAGGAAGUGACCUCAGCUUCCUGCUGACAGAUAGACUUUGACUUGGGAAAACAUUGUUUCCUCUCAAAGCAUAGAGAGAACUAUGCCAUUCUGUUCACUUUUCACAACAAAAAAAACAUGACUAAAUGUACUUUUCUUAAUCCAUUCUUCACUAAGACAAAAGUAUGGUUUUACUUGUAAAAUAAUAUUUCUAUCAAGUAAAGCUGUUUACUUCUUA
Molecule: messenger RNA, 1110 nt
Organism: Hypomesus transpacificus
Lineage: Eukaryota; Metazoa; Chordata; Actinopteri; Osmeriformes; Osmeridae
Product: Alpha-aspartyl dipeptidase-like
Exons: 9
Coding region: 185-934 (249 amino acids)
Biological process (GO): proteolysis
Molecular function (GO): serine-type peptidase activity
Source: RefSeq, a predicted model, not a curated record